UUUUCUUUUUCCUUUCUUUUCUUCCUUCCUUCUUUUUCUUGCAUUCUUUUUCCUUUUCCUUUCAUCCUUUCCUUCCUUUUUGUUUUUCCUUCUUUUUCUUUCUUUUUCUUUCCUUUUUCUUCUUUCCUUUCUUCUUCCUCUUUUUCUUUCCUUCCUUCCUUCCUUCCCACUCUCCCUCCUCUUUCUUUCCCUAAAUAUUCCCCUUUCUUUUUGUUGCAUUCAGUUAACACAACCCUAGAAGCUGCUGCAAGUGAUAACACAAUGAAGCAGAGGCACUGCUUGGGAGCUCAGUCCUGCCCGGUUAGAAUUCCACCCGUUCUAAACUUGCUGCAGGGAUUUCCAGUAAUCACAAGGUUUCUCAGCUUUGGUGGCUUGGAGCUGUGCAGACUUCAACUCUCCGAAUCCCCCAGCCAUUCCCAGAAUCCCCCAGCCAUUCCCCCGGCUGCACAGCUUCAGCCGCAGGGUUGAGAAAGGCUGCCCUACCAUGUGCCAUGAAGCAAAAUGUAUCAUCCGUGUAAGACCCUCCGUGUGAGUCCCUACAGGGCCCCUAACCUCCCCAGGGCCACAGCAGAUUUUACGACCCACAACAAAACCGAGUUAUUUCCUGUCCCGGUUUGUGUGGUGCACUUACAAAUACGGUGGGUUGUUGGGCCAGGAAUAAAGGCGAGGCGAGGCUCGACCGGGGCCCGGCCCCUUCCUCCCAGGGAGGGCAGGAAAUGUGUAGGGAAGCUGGGAAGGCUGCAGAUCAACAGGAAAACCCUGCCGCCAUCCAUCAGGGCCAGGACCGAGCCAAGAACCAGGUUGCUCCGGGGGAGAAGAUAGAAAGAGGAAGAAUGGAAGAGGGGGAGCUGGGCCCGCCCGGCCAGGAGGAGUCCAGUGAGGAGGCCGCCCUGCACUACGAGGAGCGCAUCACCCGCCUGCUGGUCACCAUUGUCCGGCUGCAGGGGAAGAUGGAGCGGCUGCAGCAGGACAGGGACAGGGAGGAAGAGGAGGACUUCUUUUCCGAUUUGGGCUCCGAGUCCACGGCCAGCCUCCCCCGAUGCCCAUCCCUCUUUGCCAGGCGUGCCAGGAGCCCCUCUCCCCCGCCUCCAGCCUGUCCAGAAGAAGGGAAGGCCGACCUGUUCCUGGAUGUUCACAAGGCCGUCACCUCUCUGGAGAACGUCCUCCUCUGGACUCCAGGUGGCACCUCCUAUCCCAGUCACACCCUCCCCGGCCCAAGCCCAUGCCCAGCUCCUUCACCCGGCCUUCUUCUACCCUGCAGGGAGGAAGAGGAGGACUUCUUUUCCGAUUUGGGCUCCGAGUCCACGGCCAGCCUCCCCCGAUGCCCAUCCCUCUUUGCCAGGCGUGCCAGGAGCCCCUCUCCCCCGCCUCCAGCCUGUCCAGAAGAAGGGAAGGCCGACCUGUUCCUGGAUGUUCACAAGGCCGUCACCUCUCUGGAGAACGUCCUCCUCUCCUACCGGAACCGCCUUCCCAGCGUGGAAGCUGAGCUGCAGGGAUGUGCCCAGCUGGCCCAGGGCCUGGAAGCCAGGCUGGUGGCGCUCCAGAGGGACGGCUCGGGGAGCACCCCCCAGGAGGCUGAGGGCCCCCCCUGCGAGAGGAUGACCGCCCUCUACAAGGAGAGGAACACCGCCCUCCGAGCGGAGCUGGAGGCCAAGCAGGAGCUCCUCAGGCGGUCCAAGGCCUCCAUGGCAGCCCACCAGCAGGAGCGGAACAAGCUCCAGAGGAAGGUGCAGGAGCUGCAGGAGAGCCUGUCCAGGGUGGAGACCUGCUCUGGAGGAGCCCCCAGCCCCCUUGGGGAAGGAGCCCAGGAUUCCCCCUCAGGGGCUGCUCAGAACAGCCUCCAGCCUCCCUGGGGGGCUACCAGCAUGCAGCCUGCCCCCACCCUUCCAGUCACAGAGAUCCAGAGCAGCCUGGAGCAGCUCCACAGGCGCCUAGAGGGGCUGUGGGGGCUGAACCGGCUGCUCUCGGGGGCCCUGCAGGAGUCCAAGACAGAUGCGGAGCAACUCAGCCUCCUGCUCGGAUGCCAGGAGUCCCACCAGACCGGGCUGGCCCUGGCCCUCCGCGGCAGCGAACGCUGCUUGGAGGCCUAUGAGACCCUCUUGGCGCUGACGGCUGCGGAGCAGAAGCCGAGCCCAGAGACAGGAGCAGAGGCACCUCAGGCAGGGGCAUCCAAGGACCCAAACCCUGCCCUGGAGAAAGCUUUCUGGAUCUUGCAAGCCUGCAGCAUAGCCGACAGGAGCUCCUGGGACCAAGACAGGUCCCCGCAACUGACGGGCUCCGAGGUAGAAGCCAAGCGGAGGCUGCGGGAACACAUCGGGCACCUGCGGGCCGAGCAGAGUUCCCUGAAGCUCCCCGCCCACCCUCCGCCUCCGGGCUUGUCCACCGUGGCCGCCAGGCUCAGCGCGGGCAUUGCGGCCAAGGCGACGGAGGGCCGGAGGGCCCUGCAGGAGGCGUUUCCUGGCUCGGCCACCCCGCCCCGGAUGGAGAAGGGCCAGUUGCUGCGGGAGUUGCACAACGCCCGGGAGGCCUUGGCUGACCUGGGCACCAGGCUGCACCUGACCGCCAAGGCCAAGGAGGGGCUGGCGCUCUGGACCCACACGCUCCCCGCACAGGAAGCCGCCUGCCUGCUGGUGAUCCGGACCCUCCAGAAGGAGCAACGAGACCUCCGGGGACAGCCGGACCCCUCCUCAGAAAGCAGCAGCAGUGAAGAGGAAGACUCUGGGGCCUGGGCACCCGACAGUCUUCCUCACGGGACCCUUCCGGCUGCGGUCAAGGACACGGAGGGAAGCCUGGCCCGGAGGGAGCCGGAAGCCCUGAUGCUCCGAGUCCUGGAGACUUUGGCUCGGAUCCAGGCACUGAAGGAACGUCUGGAGGGUCUUUGGGUUGACCUGGAGGAGAAGAGCCAGGACUACAGGGCCCAUGAGGCACAGGAGAUGGAGCUCAUGCAGGACUUCUUCCAGGCCCAUAGCGCCCUGCUCCUCGCCUACCAGAAGGCCCGUCACAAGCAGGAGAGCCAGGUGGGGCAGCUGGAGACCCAGGUGGGGCUGAUGACCAGGCGCCAGGCCAAGCAGCGCCAGGCUCUCCUGCAAACCCUCCGGCAGCUGCAGGACCAAGUGCCCGCAGGGGCACCAACUGGCCUCCCCCGGGCCCCUGCGUCGGAGGAAAGCACCCGGGACCCACCCAGCGAUUUGGAAACCCCGUCCUUUUUAUGGAGCAGAAAGUGAGGCUUUCUGGACACGCACAAACACGUCUACUGACCAGCAAAGGGAGGGGCAACGGUCAUUCCCCCCUGCCAGGUAGACCAAGCAAAAUCAUGACCACAUGAACAAGUCUGGUAAAAGCUGUUUGCAGGCCUGAAAGUACAAAGCUCCCGUUGCCCUUUUAACAGGCUGAGAGAUUGGGGGAAACCCUUCUCUUCUCUCUGAAAACCUGGCGGCCCAUGGACAGAAUGCAGGGUUGCAGGCUAACUCUGCCCACUGCCAGCAGUUCAAUCCUGACUGGCUCAAGGUUGACUGAGCCUUCCAUCCUUCCGAGGUUGGUAAAAUGAGGACCCAGAUUGUUGGGGACAAGAGGCUGACUCUGUAAAUCGCUUAGAGAGGGCUGUAAAAACACCGUGAGGCAGUAUAUAAGUCUAAGUGCUAUUGCUCUUCCUUCCUUCCUUCCUUCCUUCCUUCCUUCCUUCCUUCCUUCCUUCCUUCCUUCCUUCCUUCCUUCCUUCCUUCCUUCCUUCCUUCCUUCCUUCCCAGUAGUUACAAUGCAUUGUUGCAGACUAACUCUGCUCACAGCCAGCUUUCGAUCUUAACCAGCUCAAGGUUGACUGAGCCUUCCAUCUUUCCGAGGUCGGUAAAAUGAGGACCCAGAUUGUUGGGGGCUGACUCAGAAGAUGCUUUAAAGCACUAUGAAGUGGUAUAUAAGUCUAAGCGCUAUUGCUAUUGCCUGUUAUGCAGCUGUGGGCUACGCUGGCUGUCCUCCGGCCGUUCCCUCGGCAGCAUCCCUUCGCCCAAUCUCCCACCGUGACAUCACACAGGUGUGUGUUCCCCGCCUUCUUUCCCAAGUUCCCUUCCUUCUGGAGGAGAGGGGAUGGAGGGAGUGGAUCCUUCUUUGGGGCUCCCAGAUCCCUCAGACUCUUUUCUCCGACAUGGUGAGAAGCAACUUCGGAUGUGCAAAUAUCCCUGUCACCAUUUUUGGAAGCCUUUGCAGGUUUAGGUUUUCUCAGAGGUUCUUGGGAACACAAAGGUUUUUCGUAACCUGCUGAGAAUUAAUUAAUCUGUCCCACAAUUUACGCCCAUCUGCACCAUCAACCUCCAUCCUCCCCCUUCCUUCACCCGGAUUUAAAUCCUCCAGCAGCCUCACCCCUCUGAGCCUCUGGGGAAGGCAGCCACAGUUAUUCCAAUAAACAUAUAUGGGAGCUGGGAAGCAUCCCAAGGCUCCUUUUGAUUUUCUGCUGGAAGCCAUCCUAGCUAAUAGGGUGGGGGUUUUUUUUCCUCUUUUUUAAAGCAGCUCUUUUAACUUCUGUAUUUUUGAAUUAAAAAAUUAGUUAUGAAAGAGGGUUUAUUUUUAAUGAUGGUGUUUAUCAUUAAGGAGGAGGAGGGGGGAGGGGGAGAAAGAGGAAGAAAGGAAGAAGAAAGAAGAAGAUAG
This is a messenger RNA of Ahaetulla prasina, 4638 nucleotides long. RefSeq names its product USH1 protein network component harmonin binding protein 1 (gene USHBP1). The transcript is spliced from 17 exons. The record is from RefSeq and is a predicted model, not a curated record. NCBI's taxonomy places the organism in Eukaryota, Metazoa, Chordata, Lepidosauria, Squamata, Colubridae. The coding region runs from base 717 to 3224 and encodes 835 amino acids.